AAUCACAAACAAACAUGGCGACGCACAGCAGCUGCACGGCUUCCCUGACUGUUUUAACGUUAAUUGUGGCGCUUUUAUUUGCGCUCUACGCCUCAGAUUCAGGUUUAACGUGGCCAGUUGUGUCUCUAGCUGUUAUUACUGCACUGGUGUCGCUGUGGUUGCGGCGGCGGGAUGACGGCACUGACCGGCGGGUGUGUGUGCUGGUGUUGGGGGAUAUCGGUCGCAGCCCUCGGAUGCAGUAUCACGCCUUAUCACUCAGCAAACACGGAUAUUAUGUUACUUUUGUUGGGUUUCUAGAUACUAAACCUCACCAAGACGUGCUGAGAGAGGAGAAAAUAAGCAUAGCACCUAUAACAGAAGUCAAAGGUGUUCGAGUGGGACCAAAAAUCCUGACAUAUGUGACAAAGGUGAUCCUUCAGUGUCUCCAGCUUCUUUAUGUGCUGCUGAACAUGGAGACUCAGUCUCAUAUUCUAAUGCAGAAUCCCCCGGGCUUACCUGGCAUUGCAGUGGCUUGGCUCGUGUGCGUCCUGCGUGGCAGCAGAUUCAUCAUCGACUGGCACAACUACGGCUACACCAUCAUGGCCCUUAGCCAUGGCCAGACACAUCCGGUGGUCCGAUUGGCAAAGUGGUACGAACACUUCUUCGGCCCUCUGGCUACUCACAACCUGUGUGUUACCAACGCAAUGAAGGACGACUUACAGAAAAACUGGGGCAUCAAGGCGAAGACUCUGUACGACAGACCAGCUUCCAUCUUCAGAGAGACUCCACUGAAGCUGCAGCACGAGCUCUUCAUGAAACUGGCCAACACUUAUCCUCAGUUCCAGAGCAAAGGGUCUGAGGAUGUGGACAGAACGGUUUUCACAGUUUGUGACCCCACUGGUGAUACGGUGACCUUGAGAGCGGAGCGACCGGCGCUGCUGCUCAGCAGCACCAGCUGGACAGAGGAUGAAGACUUCUCCGUCCUACUGAAGGCUCUUGAAGAGUACGAAGGUUUCGUUAAAGGAGGAGCUUCAUUACCACCGUUAGUCUGUGUGAUCACAGGUAAAGGUCCUCAGAAGGAACACUACAAGAAGCUGAUUGAAUCUCUGCAUUUAGAUCAUGUGAAGAUCUGCACUCCCUGGCUGGAGGCAGAAGAUUAUCCAGUCUUAUUAGGUUCAGCAGAUCUGGGUGUUUGUCUCCACAAGUCAUCCAGCAGUCUGGAUCUCCCCAUGAAGGUGGUGGACAUGUUCGGCUGCUGCCUACCCGUCUGUGCUAUCCACUUUAACUGUUUACAUGAGCUGGUGAAGCACGAGGAGAACGGACUGAUAUUCAGAGACUCCCAGGAGCUCGCACAGCAGCUCAAGUCUCUCCUGUCAGAGUUUCCCAGUUCAGAGGGCAGACUGGGAGUGUUCAGGAAGAACCUCCGCACCAGCAGAGGGCAGAGCUGGGACAACAACUGGGACCAGAACCUCCUGCCUCUGCUCACUGCUCCCUGAUAAACCCCAGGUUAAGACCAGAGAGGGACUUUUAAUGACCAAUACCAAUAUCUUUAGACUAUAAUGCAUCUAACAUUUGAGGUGAAGCGUUAUUAUCACGUUAGGAGUGUGUGACAAACCAACAGAAAAUGACUUGACAGGGAAAAAUGGCAGAGAAGUCAUGUUAGAAUAUUUGGGAUGAAAGACAGUAGGUGAAUCUUUUGUUUUGAUGUCUCUUUACAUGAAGGUAGAGGAUUAGAUCUGAAUCCAAAAACUUUUCAUUCCAGUGUUUGUUUGUUUUUCUACUUCAGAGCACUUGAAUGUAUAAAGGACUCUUUGAUACAAUGUACAUUUGUAAAUAAAAUCUUUAUUGUGCUA
Epinephelus lanceolatus (giant grouper) is the source of this 1832-nucleotide messenger RNA. It is a transcript of the gene alg1, whose product is annotated as ALG1 chitobiosyldiphosphodolichol beta-mannosyltransferase. Gene Ontology annotation, cellular component: endoplasmic reticulum. The record is from RefSeq and is a predicted model, not a curated record. Lineage: Eukaryota; Metazoa; Chordata; Actinopteri; Perciformes; Serranidae. Gene Ontology annotation, molecular function: mannosyltransferase activity.